AUGGCCGACUCCGAAUUGCCCCACCGUCCCAAGCCCGAGGAAACUCAGGAUGCUUCCGCACCCGCCGCGGAAGGCGAGACCAAGAACGCAAGCAAGAACGCCCUGAAGAAGGCUGCCAAAGACAAGGCCAAGGCAGAGAAGGCUGCGGCGCGCGCAGCGCAGGAAAAGGCGCAAGCUGCUGCCCAGGAGGCCAACGACACGGCCAAAGAUUUAUAUGGCCCUCUCCCAGAGACUGAAGAUAUCGCUCCUGCCACACGAUUCGCCGAUCUCUCAGAGGAGCACUAUGAGAAGGAAGUGACAGUUGUUGCACGUGUGGACAAUGCGCGUGUCCAGAGUGCUAAGCUGGCAUUCCUGAUGUUGCGCCAACAGGGACAAAAGGUGCAGGCUGUUAUCGCGGCCGCGGAGCCUAUCUCCCGACAGAUGAUCAAAUACACUGGUGGAUUGAACGUCAACUCCAUCGUCCAGGUCACCGGUAUUGUGAAGAAGCCUGAGAUCCCGAUUUCGUCCGCGUCCAUCAGCCACCUCGAAAUCCACAUCCGCAAGGUCUACAUGAUCUCCGAGGCCGCGCAGAUGCUCCCAAUGCAGGUCAAAGAUGCCGAACGCCCACCUCCCGAGAACACUGAUGAGGGUGCCCAGGUUGAUGCCGACGGUGCCCCUAUCGUUACCCUCAAGACCCGCCUCGACAACCGGGUCCUCGAUCUGCAGACCGAGACAAGUCAGGCCAUCACCUGGAUCUCUAGCGGAGUUUCCCAGCUGUUUGCUGAGUACAUGAUCAAGAGUGGAUCUCGCUGGAUCUCCACACCCAAGCUGGUCGGUGCGGCCACUGAGGGUGGUAGUGGUGUCUUCGAGGUCAAGUACUUCAAGCGCAACGCUUACUUGGCCCAGAGCCCCCAGCUUUACAAGCAGAUGUGUAUUGCCGGUGAUAUGGACAAUGUUUUCGAGAUCGCACCCGUAUUCCGUGCAGAAGACAGCAACACUCACCGUCACUUGACAGAGUUCUCCGGUCUCGAUUUCGAGAAGACUUUCCGUGGCCACUACCACGAGGUUCUUGAGUUCGCCGAGGACCUGUUGGUCUUCAUCCUCACCCAGCUCAAGGAGCGCUACGCUCCCCAGAUCGCUAUUGUCCAGAAGUCCUACCCUAAGGCUGGUGACUUCAAGCUGCCCAAGGACGGCAAGGCCCUGCGUUUGAACUACAUGGACGGCGUUAAUUUGCUCAAGGAAGCCGGCGUCGAUGUGUCAGAGUUGGAAAGCUUCGAGAACGAUUUCUCCACUGCCAUGGAGAAGCAGCUUGGCCAAAUCAUCCGCGAGAAAUACGACACCGAUUUCUACGUGUUGGACAAGUUCCCCAUGGCCGUGCGUCCCUUCUACACCAAGGCCGACCCCAAGGACCCGCGCUUCUCCAACUCUUAUGACUUCUUCAUGCGUGGUGAGGAGAUCAUGUCUGGUGCUCAACGUAUCAACGAUAUCAAGGAGCUGGAGGAGUCUAUGCGUGCUAAGGGACUUGAACCUAACCAGGAGGGCUUUGAGGACUACCUUAACGCUUUCCGCCAGGGCUGCCCGCCCCACGCCGGUGGUGGUCUUGGUCUGAACCGCAUUGUCAUGUUUUUCCUUGGCCUGCCUAACGUCCGCCUGGCCUCGCUGUUCCCCCGUGACCCUCAACGUCUGCGUCCUUGA
Messenger RNA from Penicillium soppii, 1674 nucleotides. RefSeq names its product putative aspartyl-tRNA synthetase Dps1 (gene dps1). Gene Ontology annotation, cellular component: cytosol; aminoacyl-tRNA synthetase multienzyme complex; cytoplasm. Bases 1 to 1674 code for a protein of 557 amino acids. The record is from RefSeq and is a predicted model, not a curated record. NCBI's taxonomy places the organism in Eukaryota, Fungi, Ascomycota, Eurotiomycetes, Eurotiales, Aspergillaceae. Gene Ontology annotation, molecular function: ATP binding; RNA binding; aspartate-tRNA ligase activity. Gene Ontology annotation, biological process: aspartyl-tRNA aminoacylation. The transcript is spliced from 2 exons.